Messenger RNA from Pocillopora meandrina, 1007 nucleotides. Lineage: Eukaryota; Metazoa; Cnidaria; Anthozoa; Scleractinia; Pocilloporidae. The record is from the annotation of a GenBank genome assembly.
AUGACUAAUGACUCGGUAGUGUGCGUUUAUUGUGCGUUGUUUGGCCAGCAGGAAAAAGUGUCUCAACAGGAAGGAUCAUUUGUUUCUAUCAAGGGUGUGUCAGACUGGUCUAACAUUGGGAGGCUAGUCAAGUUACACACCUGUGAGUUGUCCCCCCACCAUGACGCUGUUAUUAAGGGUGAUAAUUUUGUACACAUUUCAAGCGGCAACCAAAAAGAUAUUUACAGUCAUCUCGCCUCAAAAAUUAGUAAAACUGUUGAAAGAAAUCGGCACAUCCUUCAAGCAAUCAUUGAUAUAGUAUUGCUAUGUGGCAAACAAAAUUUUGCGCUAAGAGGACACAGGCAAGAAAACAGAAAUUUUCCUACCCUCUUUCAGUUUAGAGCCAAGACUGAUCCUGUGCAUGCAGGUCACUUGAAUAGCGAUGAAAGCAGAGCAAUUCCAAAGUACACUUCGCCGGAUAUCCAGAAUGAGCUCAUUGAACGUUGUGACGAUUACAUCCGUAAGUUAUUGUUACAGAACUGCAGUAGUGCCCCCUUUUUGCUCUCUUGGCAGAUGAACUACAGAUUUUGGAACAAAGGAGCACAUCUCAAUAUGUACCAAUCAAUUUCGUGCACAGAAAGGAAGGAGAAAACAAGGAAGGGGUGAGAGAGGACUUUCUAGGGUUCUUAGAGGCAGAAAGCCCGAAGGGAGUAGCACCAACUGAAAAUUUCAUGAACACCCUUACUGACUUUGGAAUUGACAUCCAUAAAAUGCGAACACAAAGAUAUGACAAUUCUGCAAAUAUGUCAGGUGUACACAGAAGAGUACAGGCCGUCACACGACAACAGGUACUAGAGGCAGCGUAUUGCCAUUGUAAGGCGUACUCCCUUAAUCUUGCCAUUGGUGACGCUUGUGGGGAGCCCUUGAUACGCAAUAUGUUAAGCACUAUACAAACCAUCGCGUUUGCAUUGGACUAUUCAGCAAAGCGACUGCUGGCCUUUCAGGAGUCUCUUGAUCAGAACGCCUAA